This is a messenger RNA of Microbotryum saponariae, 2421 nucleotides long. The record is from the annotation of a GenBank genome assembly. NCBI's taxonomy places the organism in Eukaryota, Fungi, Basidiomycota, Microbotryomycetes, Microbotryales, Microbotryaceae.
AUGUUGAUCAGCGAAGGCUUCCAACAAACGCCCUACACGCUUCCCCCAGCAUGGGACUCGGCGACCUCGUUGAAAGCGGUCAUUCGACGCCUCGUUCCCAAACAAGUCUACACCAAGAUCGAUGGGGAUUGCAAGGUCUUCCAGGAGAGGAUCGCGGGGGAGAUGACGGAUUUGCAUGGCAAGUUGGGGGAGGCCAAGUUGACGCAGUAUGACCAGGUAAGUUGCUGGCGCACUACAGACUGUCGUCGAUCACAUGCGCUUGAGGGGGGUGGGGCAGAAUUUGGCUCGGGCUUCGGCCAGGACGAAUUCAAGCGAUGCACCGCGUGCAUAGCCCGUUGGAUUCGCUCCAGGAUCUUAGCAAAGACUUUCAGACCUUUUACUGACGAUGAUCGUUUCAUCUUUACCCAGUGGGGUCGUCGAGUCGACCGUCUCGAAACCUCGGAAGGCUGGCGAGGAUUGAAGCGCGUCGCCGCUGAGGAAGGACUGGUCGAAAUCCCGAUGAAACGGGAGGAUGGACCAUAUUCGAGGGUUCACAUGUUCGCAAAGACCUAUUUGUUCACGCCUAGAGGAGGAGGUACGUUUAAAGUUCCUCAUCAGUCCCGGCCGGAACCUUCGGGGCGGCUCGGCAACCACAUGCUAUGGGGGAGAAUUCUGACCGGUUCCGAGGAGGAGCCGGCGAGACCUAGUCGGCCUUCCCGCGGAGCUGUCAAAGUAUGGACGCAGGGGGUUUGUGUUUACUCAUCUCCGAUACCUCUUCUCUCAGUUGUGGGCUGCCCCAUGGCCAUGACCGACGGAGCUCAACGCGUCUUCACGCUCCUCGGUACCGACCAGAUGAAGCGAGACUAUCUCCCCUUGUUGGCUAGUCGGAAUCCGGACACGGCCAUCACCGCUGCUCAAUGGAUGACUGAGAGGCCGUGAGUUGCUGUUUUGAUCUGUUCACAUAUUAGCGCGUGGUGAAAGCUGACCUCCAGCAUGCUAUGUAUCAAAGUGGGGGUUCGGAUAUGUCCUUGACCGAAACGGUAGCGAAACCCGUGUCGAGCAGCAAUGCUACGACGAAGUAAGUACUCUCGGUCGGGUUCGCAGGAGUACUCGCUCGGUUCUGACACCGGAAAUUGGUUUCACAGUGGAGCGGAGUACAUCAUUGAUGGGUUCAAAUGGUUCUCUUCGGCUACCGACGGGGACAUGUCACUUGCCCUCGCUCGAACCAGCGGCGAAGGGUCUCGCGGCCUGUCCAUGUUCGUCAUCCCGAUGCGAAACCCAGAUGGAACAACAAACGGGAUCUAUAUCCAUCGACUCAAGAACAAGUUCGGUACAAAAUACCUGCCCACGGCCGAGUUGUCGAUCAAUGGAGCCAAGGCGCAACUUGUCGGUGAAUUGGGUCGAGGCGUACCCGCGAUCGCUUCCAUGCUCAACAUCACGAGGAUGCAUUCCGCCAUCUCUUGUACGACAGGCCUGGGGCACUGUUUGGCCAUUGCGAGAGCUUUUGCUCAAGUGCGACAUGUUGGCGGCAAGAAUGGUGGUCUGCUGAUUCACAACGAGAUGCACACGGCGGCUUUGGCGCAGUCCGAGCUGGUACAUCGAGCAUUGCUUCAUUUCUGCUUCAAUACCGCAUUAUUGCUCGGCAAAUCAGAAGCCGGAAUAGAUGAGAAGGGACCUACUCACUCCGAAUCGAUGAGGUUGCGCUUAUUGACGCCCGUCAUCAAAACCUUCGCAGCGGAUCUCGCGACCACCGAGCUGACGAAAUGUAUGGAGGCGCUCGGUGGUCAGGGGUACAUGGUCGAGAAUGAGAUUGGGACGUUCAUUGCAGAUUGUAACGUGGAGCGCAUUUGGGAAGGAACGACAAACACGCUGGCUUUGGAUGUCGUUCGGGUCAUUCAUGGCACAAAGGGCAAAGCUCUCGCUGCUUUCGCCGAGGCGAGUCCUCGAAGUCGGCCCGCAACUUUCCCCUAACCUUCUCUCGAACUGACCUUCGGCUCCCUUUCCGUGAUGCAGUGGGCCCAAUCCAUUUUUUCCCAAGCUCCGAAGAAGCACGCCUCGAGCAUCGCCGAAUUGAUUUCGGAUCUCAAGCUGCUCGGCCAAGCCGUCGCGCUUUACCAGUCCGCCGAGACCUCGAGCGCCGUCGUGGACCCACGAAUCCCUCGCCUCAUCCUCUACCUAAUUGGAUACAUCGCUUCCUCCGCACACCUUCUCGAACAAGCCCUGUGGUCCGCCUCCACCCGGGAAGAACAAGGCAACGCCGAGCUCGACGCUUUCGCCUUCGACAUGUGGGUUCAUUCAGGCGCGGCGCGAGCGACCAGUCUUUCGCUGCGCGACAUGCUCGGGAAGACCGACGAGGUGCGAAGCGGUGAGCGCAAGUUGGAGGAAUUAUUGGUGUAUGGACAUGGUGGGGAACGAGUGGCCAAGCUCCAGGCCAAGUUAUGA